Acaulospora colombiana is the source of this 342-nucleotide messenger RNA. The record is from the annotation of a GenBank genome assembly. NCBI's taxonomy places the organism in Eukaryota, Fungi, Glomeromycota, Glomeromycetes, Diversisporales, Acaulosporaceae.
AUGUCGCCACUAGUGGAUGGGCGAGCGUUCGUGAGUGACCCAGACACAUCUCGAAGUUUGCGGUAUUUAUCGUCCAGAUCCACUGGGACCGAUGACUACGGGAAAUUGUUCACCCCGAAUGUCUUCACGAUGAAAAGUGCGAGACAUAUAGGGGAUGUCUUGUCCGUUCUCCACAACCUUGCAAUUGUCCAUCGACAAGGACGGGCGCUCUCCAAGCUGAGGAACCACAGCGCCAAAUCUAAAACCGACUCAAUAAAAGUCAAAGUAAUGAGCGCUUAUACUGAAUCUGCUAUAGAUUCUGGCCCACGAGAUAAUAAUCAUCUGGGACGACAAUCUCGCUGA